Brugia malayi is the source of this 1488-nucleotide messenger RNA. RefSeq lists its product as uncharacterized. Gene Ontology annotation, cellular component: endoplasmic reticulum membrane. Lineage: Eukaryota; Metazoa; Nematoda; Chromadorea; Rhabditida; Onchocercidae. The transcript has 11 exons. Bases 1 to 1488 code for a protein of 495 amino acids. Gene Ontology annotation, biological process: dolichol-linked oligosaccharide biosynthetic process; glycolipid translocation. The record is from RefSeq and is a predicted model, not a curated record.
AUGUAUUUGUUGCGGCGAAUUGAUAGCGAUGCUUUGGGCCUGGUCAAUGUCAAUUUAAUGUUAUUUUACUCAACAACAAUUUUUCUGAUACGUGAGCCGUUCCGAAAGGUAUUUCUGGGAAGUGAAAUACCACUGUCGGUUGUCGUUACACAUUUAUGGUUUGCGCCAUUAAUUUGUCCUUUGAUAGCUGCUGUGUUAUAUCUGUGUUUCUGGCUACCUUUUUCGACUCUACCAGACGCCUCACUGGUACCAUCAUAUACCACAGCAUUAUCAAUGUUUGCAUUCUCUGCUUGGCUCGAAUCAUUCGCUGAGCCUUAUGUCAUACUGUCAUUACGAUUCGGCAUGGAUGCUCAGUACGCAUUUGCCCAAAGUUUCCUGGUUAUAAGUCAACGAGUCUUUGCACUCAUUUUAGUCAUUAUGGUACCGAUAUUACCCGUUUAUGCAUUCUGCUUUGCUCAGGUUCUGUCAUCCUUUUGUUACACCGCUUUGUGUAUAUAUCUAUUAGUUUCUGGCAUUCGGUCUGUCGCACCAUCUAUUAAAGAUUUCAGCCUGGUAUCUGUUUAUCCAAGUUUUCCUAAAGCGUUCUCAAAAGAGAAUCGUUCUAUAUUGGGAGCUUUUACUGUUCAUUCCAUUUUUAAGCAGGUUGUUACAAAUGGUACUGGCUACGUACUUACAUUCACGAAUUUUUUUUCCUUAUCGGAUCAAGCAGUUUUCGAUGCAGUCGAUAAAUUAGGCAGUUUGGUCGCACGUGUCAUUUUCGCACCACUCGAGCAUUCUGCGUAUUUGUAUUUCUCCACUUGUUUUCGAAGAACGACUUCGGCGAAGGAUCGAAUAGAGACUGAUGUGAAAAAAGGAGUUAAUGCAAUGAGCAGUCUUCUGCACAUUGUUAUUUUGGUUGGUAUUGUAAUAUUUAUUUUUGCAAUACCUUAUUCUUCUCUUGCUGUCAAAAUAUACGGUGGCACUGUGCUAAUUAGUAAUUCAGGUGCGAAUAUUCUGAGACUUUACUCUUUCUACAUAAUUAUCAUUGCAAUCAAUGGUAUCAUUGAAUGUUUUGCUAUGGCAACAAUGAAUGAAAAAGAGCUUCUUUCGCAUGGCUGGUUUUUGUUCUUUUCUUCUCCCAUCCACAUAUUUCUAUCCUUCAUAUUUUCGUACGCUAUCAGUGCAUAUGGUUUGAUAUUAGCAAAUAUAAUUACUAUGCUGAUGCGAAUAGCUUACAGCUGGAGACAUAUACGUCGAUUUUCACGCGGUCAAAUUAGUUUUCUGAAAUCACUUCCAAAUUUUCCAACAAUUCUAAUUCUUUUUUUUUGUCUUAUGGUAACUUCACUUUCCUUCCUGAUUUUCGGUGAAGUUGAUGGCAUAAUGCACAGUGCUGCACACGUAACUGUUGGAUGUUCCUUAUUCAUUUUUAUUAUCAAUCAUAUCUAUCAAAAUGACUUGCAUGUUGCCAAAUUCUUAAGUGACAAAUCGCUGGGAUCUCAUAAUGGUUGA